AUGUCUACCCAACAACCCCCCCUCAACUCCGCUCUAGCUCUCUCCCUCCUCACUUCACUUGGAGGCGCAAUCGGCUACGCCCGCACCGGCUCUAUCCCCUCAAUCGCAGCAGGACUCUCUGUCGGCGCGCUCUACGCCUUUUCAUACUACCGUCUUAGCAAUGGACAAUCCCGGGGCGAGGAAAUCGGUCUCCUUGCCUCGACUGUGCUAGGUGGAAGCUCGAUUCCUCGUGCUAUUAAGACGGGUGGGAAGGCGGUUCCUGUUGGAUUGUCUGUUUUGGCUACUUAUGGAAUUAUUACUUUUGCGCUUGCGUGGAAGGAUAGAAGGGCUUAG
Messenger RNA from Penicillium angulare, 333 nucleotides. RefSeq names its product TMEM14 family protein. The transcript has 2 exons. The record is from RefSeq and is a predicted model, not a curated record. NCBI's taxonomy places the organism in Eukaryota, Fungi, Ascomycota, Eurotiomycetes, Eurotiales, Aspergillaceae. Gene Ontology annotation, cellular component: membrane. Bases 1 to 333 code for a protein of 110 amino acids.